Cladocopium goreaui is the source of this 783-nucleotide messenger RNA. Lineage: Eukaryota; Dinophyceae; Suessiales; Symbiodiniaceae. The record is from the annotation of a GenBank genome assembly.
AUGCCGCAAGUGGCACCGGUCAGGAAGUCUUUGGAGAAUACCAUCGCCCUUUCGGAGGCCCUGAAGAAGAAUACGGUGGUCAAGCACGGGUCCGGCGGUGCCCACUGGGAUCUGGACUGCGAGGAGGAGGAGGCGGAGGCGGAGGAGGACGACGAGGACGACGAGGACGACGAGGACGACGAGGAGGACGAGGAGGAGGAGGAGAGGACUCUGGUGUUGCGGGAAUGCGAGAUCACUGACGCUGGUGCUGAGGCCCUUGGGCAGGCGCUGGCCGAGAAUCAGUGCAUUGAGGACUUGGAUUUGCAGCAGAAUCACUUGUCCUCCAGGGGCGUCAUCUCCUUAGCUCAGGGGCUGCGAAGCAACCACAGCGUGAAGACAUUGAACCUGAUGACUCAGCAGCUUGGUGCUAGGAACCACAAACUUGGGGAGGAUGCGCUGGAGGGCUUUAUUGCGAUGUUUCAAAGCAAUAUGACUCUCACCAAGCUCAUGUGGAAGGUGGAUUCGCGUCGUGCCUGGGAAGUCUCCAAAUUGAUCACCCGCAACGUGGAGAUUGCCCGCCGUGGCACCGAUGGUGUGAUGCCCGCCCCGAAGCCUGCGCCCGCGCCCAAGCCAGCACCGGCACCUGCAGCAGCCACGCCAGCGGCCAAAGAAACAGCGUACCCGGCAGCAACAGAGCUGCGUACGCCGGCGCCCAAAGAGACGGCAAAACCAGCGAAGGAUUCGGGAGCAGGUGGGAUUGCAGGGGGAUGCAGGGUGAAAUCAGGUGUCUUAGAGAUUGCGUAG